AUAACCCUUCUCUUCGUUCUCUCUUUUCUCUCUCUGCGUUGCAUUCAACAAUGGAGAAGCAAGAAGAGCCUAGAGGAGAACUCAUGUCGGCGAGAGCAGAAGAAAGAAAAAUACCUGUGUUUACAGUGCUGAAGAACAACGCCAUCCUCAAGAACAUUUUCCUACUCGACAACCCUGCCUUUUCGGAAGAAUCCGAGAAGGAUUUGGAAGAAAUCUUGGUGGUCGGAAGGCAUCCAGAAUGUAACAUCACUUUGGAGCAUCCAAGCAUCAGCAGAUUCCACCUCCGCAUCCACUCCAAGCCUUCCUCCCAGUCCCUCUCUGUCAUUGAUCUUUCCUCUGUGCAUGGGACUUGGAUUGCUGGGAAAAGGAUUGAACCAGGGGUUCGGGUUACGUUGCAAGAAGGUGAUACAAUGCAGCUAGGGGGAUCGAGUAGGGUGUACAGGCUACAUUGGAUGCCUUUCAGCCGUGCUUAUGAUUUGGAGACUCCAGUCUUGCUUCCAAUUUUGGAGUCAGAGCCUGUUAAAGAAGGGGAAGGAGAAACAAAUCAGGAUGAGGAUGGGUUCUCACAUGAUGAUUCACUGACAAAGAGAGAUGAAUUGGAGGGCCUAGAUUCACUGCAUUCUGAUACAGAUGUGUCUACUAUGAAAUCAUUGACUCCAUCAGCACCUCCCUUGCCUGAGGAUAUAAAUUCUGCAGUUGCUUAUGAAGAGAGAGUGGAGUGCAAGACCACCAAUACGGGAAUUCAUGUAGAAGAUAAAAGUAAUAUUGGACAACCUGACUACCAGCUUGAUAAAGAGGACAAUAUGGCACAACCCUCUUAUGCUCAAACGCAUUCUCUUGCAGAGUUCCAAACAGAAAAUGCAGGGAGUGCAUCACUAGGAUCACAGCAAAGACCUGCUUUGAACAUUUGGUCAAGAAGGGGAAAAGCCUCUAGUGUUCUGAUCCAGACUGGCAGAGAUGCAAAGAAGAGCUCAAGGGUCAGUUUUGGUUCUGAAAUAAAUUCGGAGAAUAAUGCAGAUACUUAUAUUCAAUCAUUCUCAACGGAUCUUUUUCAGAGUGGAGAUAUGGGUGAAAAAGUCUCCACUCCAGACAAAGAGAAUUCCCCUCCUAGUUCUCUACCACUCGGGUCCUUGAAGACAACAGAUGAGUUGAAUUUGAAAAGUGGAUCAACAAUGAAAUCUUCUCUUCUGAAUGUGGAUGAAGUUGGUGAAAUAGUCACUCCAGACAAAGAGAAUGUGACUAUGAAGGUUAUCCAGAAUAAUGGCAGAGAUGCAAAUAAUAGUUCAAGUGUCAGUUUUGGUUCUGAAAUAAAAUCAGAGAAUAAUGCAAAUACUGAUAUUCAACCAUUCUCGAAGGAUCUUUUUCAGAUUGGAGAUAUGGGUGAAAAGGUGUCCACUUCAGACAAAGUGCACUCCUCUCCUAGUUCUCUACUACUUGAGUCCUUGAAGACAAAAGAUGAGUUAGAUUUGAAAAGUGGAUCAACAAUGAAAUCUUCACCUCUGAAUGUGGAUGAAGUUGAUGAAAUAGUAGCUCCAGACAAAGAGAAUGUGACUAUGAAGGUUAUCCAGACUGGCAGAGAUGCAAAUAAGAGUUCAAGGGCCAGUUUUGGUUCUGAAAUAAAAUCCGAGAAUAAUGCAGAUACUGAUAUUCAAUCAUUCUCAAAGGAUCUUUUUCAAAGUGGAGAUAUGGGCGAAAAAAAUUUCACUCCAGACAGAGAGAACUCCCCUCCUAGUUCUCUACCACUUGGGUCAAGUUUUGGUUCUGAAAUAAAAUCAGAGAGUAAUGCAGAUACUGAUAUUCAAUCAUUCUCAAAGGAUCUUUUUCAAAGUGGAGAUAUGGGUGAAAAAAUGUUCACUCCAGACAGAGAGAACUCCCCUCCUAGUUCUCUACUACUUGGGUCCAGUUUUGGUUCUGAAAUAAAAUCAGAGAAUAAUGCAGAUACUGAUAUUCAGUCAUUCUCAAAGGAUCUUUUUCAUAGUGGAGAUAUGGGUGAAAAAAUAUCCACUCCAGACAAAGAGAACUCCCCUCCUAGUUCUCUACCACUUGGGUCCUUGAAGAUAACAUAUGAGUUUGAUUUGAAAAGUGGAUCAACAAUGAAAACUUCACUUCUGAAUGAGGAUGAAGUUGAUGAAAUAGUCACUCCAAACAAAGAGCAUAUAACUAUGAGUAUUUUCUGUCAGAGUGGCGGUGCAGAUGAGGAAACAUUCACACCAGAUAAACAAAUGUUAACUCCAAACAAGGAGAUGACAGAUGAGUUAUAUUUGAAAAGUGGAUCAACAAUGAAAACUUCACUUCUGAAUGUGGAUGAAGUUGAUGAAAUAGUCACUCCAGACAAAGAGAAUAUAACUAUGAAUAUUCUCUGUCUGAGUGGUGGUGCAGAUGAGGAAACAUUCACACCAGAUAAACAAAUGUUAACUACAAACAAGGAGAACCAAACUCCUACUUCUGUCUCACUCAGGUCCUUGUUUGAUAUCGGAAGUGCUAUGAUAUCUUCUGUGGGUGAAGAUGCUAAAAUAGUCAUUCCAGAUAAAAAGAACACAACUCUGGUUAUUCCUCCUCUGAGCGGAGAUGUGGAUGAAGAAGAAAUCUCCCCUCCACACCAAGGGAAUCUCACUCCUACUUCUUUCCCACUUGGGUCCUUGAAGAAUACAGGUGAGUUUGAUUUGAGAAAUGGAUUGACUAUGAAAUCUACAUUGGUUGAUGAAACAGUCAUUCCAGGUAAAGAGAAUUGCAUUUCAAGUUCUGUGCUUCUCAGGUCCUUGAAGAAAACAGGUGAAGUUGACUUAAAAAGUCAAUCAACUAUGAAAUCUUCAAUUCCAAAUAUGGAUGAGGUUGAUGAUGAAAAUGUAACUCCAAAUAAAGAGAAUAUGGCUCUGAAAACUCAUCUCCUGAGGUCAAUAAAACAGAAGGGGAAACUUGAAAACAUACUGAAGAAGGUGCUUAAUCCAUCUCCUUUGAAGAAUGCUGCUGAUCCCAGGAUCCAUAAUGAUGAAGGCAUGCCUUUCUCCUUGGAGAAUGACAAUUGUACUGAGAAAGUGGGUGAGUGUGAUGACGAAAUUUUCACUCCAGAUAAAGAGAAUAUGACCCCUAAUACUCAUUUUCUGUGGUCAAUGGACAAGAUUGGAAAGCCUGGAGAAACUAAGAAACACACAUGGAAAGCGAAUGAGGAUGAUUCUCUGUUGUCAAUGAACACGGUAGGAAAACUUGAAGAAACUUUUAGCAGAACUGUUUUUAAUCCGCAUCAAUAUGAAGGCAUGUCAGUCGAAAAAGAGAAUCACUAUGAAGUGCUUCAAGAGCCAAUAUCAAUCUGUGCUGUUUCCAAAAAUCAAGAAGAGAAAGGACUAAAUGUAUCCCUUCAAUCUGUCUCUCUUACACAGAAGGGCAAAAUAGAUAGACUACCCCUUCAAUCUGUCUCUCUUAACUCCAAGAGCAGCAAGACUGAGUCAAACUAUUCAACACAAGAUGUCUCUACAAAAAGUAUCCAUCGCAUCAAGUAUCUAGGAGUGGAAGAGGUCUAUCCCGUUUCUGAGCACAUAGUCCGGGAGGAAAAUAAGAGAUGGUGUAUGGUGGUGGAUACUACUACUCUGCUGAACAAAGAAUCAAGGAAGGCUCUGCAGCUUUUGCAAGGUCUCAAAAGGACUUGUUUGAUCAUACCCCGUAUUGUCAUUAGGGAACUAGAUUGCAUGAAAAGGCGUUCUGGUUUCUUUAGAAGAAGUACAGAGGUGACUUCAGCGUUAGAGUGGGUUGAAGAUUGUAUGAUAAAUACGAAGUGGUGGAUUCAUGUGCAGAGUUCAGAGGAAGAAGCAAUCGCCAUUCCACCAACCCCUCCUGCUACUCCAGCAUCUUUAAUCAGUUAUGAUACUUUAUUGAACAUAGUUUCUCCGACAGCAGAAGACCACAUUCUUGAAUAUGCUCUUUCCUUCAGAAAAAUCAACAAUGGUCAACUUGUCCUUCUUAGUGAUGAUGUCACUCUGAAGAUCAAGUCCAUGGCAGAGGGUUUACUAUGUGAGACUGCAUCAGAUUUCCGGGAGAGCCUUGUGAAUCCGUUUUCUGAGAGGUUCCUUUGGGCUGACAGCUCUCCCAGAGGCACAACCUGGUCAUCUGCAGAUGAUGUUCUGAAGGAGACAUAUAAUCGCCACCGUCCAAAGAAACCUUCAAAACUUGGAGAAUCUGUGUGUGGCUUGAAGCUCAUAUUGCUCCAUAACUCUCACUACAGACAGUUCAUUCAUUGAACAAAAACUAUUCUUCUCUUGAACAUAAAAUAGUGCUUCUGGUUGUAUUAGCUAUGAUGCUGCUCCAGUGCUCCAUAAUAUUCUCAUUAUGGGCAGAUCAAACCCAGUCAAUUGCCCAAAACUUGGUUUCUGUUCUUAUAGGGGGUGGUGUUAGGAUCAAUGCGAGCCUAUAAUAUAAUAUUAAAAUC
Messenger RNA from Ipomoea triloba (trilobed morning glory), 4420 nucleotides. Its product is annotated as FHA domain-containing protein PS1. The transcript has 6 exons. Lineage: Eukaryota; Viridiplantae; Streptophyta; Magnoliopsida; Solanales; Convolvulaceae. Gene Ontology annotation, molecular function: protein binding. The coding region runs from base 51 to 4232 and encodes 1393 amino acids. The record is from RefSeq and is a predicted model, not a curated record. Gene Ontology annotation, cellular component: nuclear membrane.